Messenger RNA from Durio zibethinus, 2964 nucleotides. The record is from RefSeq and is a predicted model, not a curated record. Lineage: Eukaryota; Viridiplantae; Streptophyta; Magnoliopsida; Malvales; Malvaceae.
UAUAUGCCAAAGUUGAAUGAUUAGAAGAGUUUGUUUAAAACUAUAGUAAUAUAGUUUAACCAUUCGUUUAGGCCUUGAAGAACAUUUCACCUUCAUUCUCUCCUCUAUGCCUUUCGACCAUGGCUCUCUCCAUCUCAGUUUCAUGCCAUCUUCCUGCUCAACAAUGUCGUUCUCUUGUCAUGAAGAUCUUCAUUUCCUUUCUUUUGCUACUCCCUUAUGCCAAUCCACUUUCCUUCAACUUUAAUAGUUUCAGUCCAAACAAGCAAAACAUUGAAUUCGAAGGGGAUUCUUUCGCAUCAGCUAACGUUCUUCAACUCACAAAGAAUGAUGCUAUUGACAGCCUCACUGGCAGCAUUGGACGUGCCUCGUAUAAUCAACCAGUGCGCCUUUGGGAUGCUAGCAACAGAAAGCUAACAGACUUUACUACCCAUUUCUCCUUCAUCUUAAAAGCAGUCAAUCUUAGUGAAUAUGGUGAUGGGAUAUCCUUCUUUAUUGCACCAUUCGACUCCAAAAUUCCUCCCAAUUCGAGUGAUGGGUAUCUUGCAUUAUUUAAUCCUAACUCAACCUCUAACUCCUCCAGCAAUAAUAUUGUUGCAGUGGAGUUUGAUAGUUUCCAAAAUGAAUGGGAUCCAAGUGAUGAUCAUGUAGGCGUCAAUAUCAACUCCAUCGUUUCAGUGAAAACUGUCACAUGGAAAAGUAGCAUUAAGAUAGGAUCAAGAGCAAACGCAUGGGUAAGUUACAACUCUACCACAAGAAAUCUAAGUGUUUUUCUAACUUAUGCUGAUAAUCCAGUCUUUAGUGGAAAUUCUAGCCUUGCAUAUAUUGUUGACUUGAGGGAUAUUUUGCCAGAAUGGGUUAGAAUAGGUUUCUCUGCAUCCACAGGGCGUCAGGUUGAAAUUCAUAACAUUCUUUCUUGGAGUUUUGAUUCAAGCUUGGAGACAGGUGGUGGGAAAGGGAAGAAUUUAGGUUUGAUUGUUGGUUUGACUGUAGGUUUUGGCCUAUUGACUUGUGGAUUAUGUUUGUCUUUCAUCAUCAUAUGGAAAAUAAGGACACGUUUGAAAGACAGUGAGGCCAUUGAUGUCACCAUAGAGGAUGAGUUUGAAAAGGGGACAGGGCCGAAAAGGUUUACGUAUCAUGAACUAAUUCGCGCAACAAAUAGUUUUGCUGAGGUUGGAAAGCUUGGAGAGGGAGGAUUUGGAGUAGUUUAUAAGGGAUUAUUAAGUGAUUCCAACAUAGAAGUGGCAGUAAAGAGGGUUUCCAGUGGGUCAAAGCAAGGAAAAAAGGAGUACAUAUCAGAGGUGAAGAUUAUUAGCUGUUUGAGACAUAGGAAUCUGGUUCAACUUCUUGGCUGGUGCCAUGAAAAAGGUGAACUCCUUCUUGUCUAUGAAUUCCUGCCUAAUGGAAGCCUUGAUUCUCAUCUCUUUGGAGGUAAAACCAUGUUAACAUGGACUGUAAGGCACAAAGUUGCACUUGGAUUGGCCUCUGCCCUGUUAUAUCUUCAUGAAGAGUGGGAACAAUGUGUGGUACAUAGAGACAUAAAAUCUAGCAAUGUUAUGUUGGAUUCAAACUUCAAUGCAAAGCUGGGAGAUUUUGGUCUUGCAAGAUUUGUGGACCAUGACCUUGGUUCACAAACAACUGUUUUGGCCGGCACCAUGGGCUACCUAGCACCUGAAUGUGUCACAACCGGCAAGGCUAGCAAGGAAUCUGAUGUUUAUAGUUUUGGAGUUGUGGCCCUCGAAAUUGCAUGUGGAAGAAAGCCAGUUGAACCGAGGGAAGAACCAAGCAAGGUAAGGAUGACAGAAUGGGUUUGGGACCUCUAUGGAAAAGGCCAACUUCUAGAAGCUGUCGAUAAGAGAUUAGGCAAGGACUUUGAUGAGCGACAAAUGGAAUGUUUGAUGGUAACUGGGUUAUGGUGCUGCCAUCCUGAUUACACUCACCGCCCUUCUAUAAGGCAAGUGAUAAAUGUCCUAAACUUUGAAGCUCCAUUGCCUAUCCUGCCAUCAAAGUUACCAGUACCAAUGUAUUAUGCGCCUCCCAUGAAUCUCUGCAAAUUAUCCUACACAUCAUCGUCAUCAACAGGUCUCACAGGUUCAGAGAAACAUCGAACUCAAUGUUCAUGUAGUAGUUGCUCUAAAAAUACAUAUUCAUCAACGUCAGGAGGCUCUGGAAAAGCCUUUUAAAUAGUUCUCAUAAGACUAAUUAGUAUAUCCUCUGCAAUCCAUACAAGUAUAGGUAAAGUAUAGCUUCACCAUGUAACUUGUGUUUAGUUCAGGUAUUUUGUGAAAAUUGUGAUAAAUGGAUUCAUCAUUUGUUUUAGAAUCAUGGUCUCAAUGUACUGUGUUAAACUGAAAAUUAAAGCCUUACCAAACUAAUCGAAUAGCCAGAAUUCGGUUCUGAGGAGUAUUAACAAUGUUGGUGAAAUUUUUAUUGACAUCAAAUAGCAUUUGAAUGCUACCAUUGAUAAAAAACAAAGGAAUAAUCUAUUUUCUUUCAUUUUCUAGUCGAUGUGCCCUCUUUAAAUUGUCUGUCAGCAGUCUCCAUUCAGACAACAGAAAAUUCAAAGAACCUCCAGAAACCUUAUGAAUCUCAUGUUCCGUCUUCAAACCUUCUUUUGUCUUUGUCCAUUACAACGCAUUUCCCCAAACAAAAUCUGGUGGCUUUUUCUCUGGAUUUUGAUAAACUUUGUUGUCGUGUGCGCUAAAUUAUGGUAUCAUCCGAUAUUUUUCCCCUUCGGUUUCUUCAAAGUUUAUAUGAUUUCCAUAGUUUGGCUCCAUAUUUCUAGUCUUUUUCUGAUACAAGGCUACUUCCGCCAUCCGAAUAUUCCCAUUCCCUUUCAGAAAGAUUACAAUAGAAAUUGGACAAAACCUGAUUGUAACAUACAAUAUAAAGGUCAAAUGAUGACCAUAUGAACAUAAUUCCACCCUCGAUUCAUCCGUCUUGAUUCCUUCAAUCUGAAGCUCUAUA